AUGGAAAAGGCUAAUACGCGUUAUUUUCUUCAGGUGGCCCAAACUGUACCAUUGAUGGGAGCUGCUCCACAAAUUGGCGAUUUGUAUAGUCCGCCUCCUCAGAUCAAUUUGCCUCCUAACUCUUCUUUGACCGAUUCGCCUUAUGCGAACAGCGAUCCAUCCUACAAGUGCUGUACGGUGAAUGCCAUUCCCGCUACUGAAUCGUUGUUGAAAAAAUCCAGACUUCCUUUGGCGUUAGUACUUGCACCUUACAGAACAGAGUCCGAAACCGAUCAACCGGUGCCAGUUGUUACCGAUUCAGUGAUUGCAAGAUGCCGUCGAUGCAGAACAUAUAUUAACCCGUUUGUUACUUUUGUGGAAGGCGGGCAACGCUGGAAGUGUAAUAUCUGUUUCUUGUUAAAUGAUGUCCCCUCGGCUUUCGAUUUUGAUGCGCAGACACAACAACCUGCUGAUCGUUGGAAGCGCGCUGAACUCAACUAUUCAUGCGUCGAAUUUGUGGCUCCAACUGAAUAUAUGGUUCGACCACCACAAGCACCCGCUUUUGUUUUCGUCCUUGACGUCUCUUAUUCGGCCAUUCAGUCGGGCAUGCUAGCAACGGCAGCACGUACUAUUUUGGAUUCCAUCGAGCGCAUUCCGAACCAGGAAAAUCGUACCAAGAUCGGUAUCAUCACUGUGGACAGUGCCUUGCACUUUUAUAACCUGAACCCCAAUCUGUCUGAGCCACAAAUGCUUGUCGUUUCCGAUCUUGAGGAUGUUUUUGUUCCUUCCCCUGCUGAUCUCUUGGUCAAUCUUACUGAAAGCAAAGAAAUCCUCAAGUCACUCUUGGAAAAACUUCCUGAUAUGUUCAAAGACUCUGUGAAUGUGAACAACGCAUUGGGAACAGCCCUCCAAGCCGCUUUCAAGAUGGUGUCUACAAUUGGCGGUAAAAUCAUCUGUUUGCAAUCUACCUUACCUAAUGUUGGCACUGGUGCUCUGAAACCGCGCGAAGAUGUCAAGCUUCUCGGAACAGCAAAGGAAUCUACACUUUUGAAUGCUGCUUCUCCCUUCUACAAAUCAUUUGCGGUUGAUUGUUCCCGUUCACAAGUGGCCUGUGAUAUGUUAAUAUUUGGCGGCCAAUAUUCGGAUGUAGCAACCUUGAGCUGCCUUCCUCGUUACACUGGUGGUCAAACGUACUUUUACCCUGGAUUUAACGCUAGUCGAACAGAAGAUGCUCUCAAGUUCGCUCAUGAAUUUUCUGAACUAUUGGCUGAACAGAUUGGUUUGGAAGCUGUUAUUCGUAUUCGUGCUUCGCGUGGUUUACGAAUGAGCGCAUUCCACGGCAACUUCUUCAUCCGUUCGACGGAUUUGUUGGCUUUGCCCAACGUGCCACGAAAUCAGAGUUAUUGUGUGGAAGUUUCCUUGGAAGACGAUUUGAAGGGUCCUACGGUAUGCUUCCAGACAGCUCUCUUACAUACCACUUGUUUCGGCGAACGUCGUAUCCGUGUUAUCACGCUUUGUCUUCCUGUCAGCAAUUCCAUGUCCGAAAUAUACAGCAGUGCCAAUCAGCAAGCAAUCAUUGCCUAUCUUGCUACGAAGGGUGUGGAACGGGCUCUCACGUCAAAGCUGGACGAUGCACGCGACGCGAUAACCAACAAGGUGGUGGAUAUUCUUGGUGUGUACAAGGCUCAUGUUUUAGGUUCCGCUCACGGAUCAACGCCUCAGCUGACCGUUCCUGAAAACUUCAAACUUCUGCCGUUGCUUGCAUUAAGUUUGAUGAAACAUGAUGCAUUACGUCAAACGUCACAGAUUCCUACGGACUUGCGAUCCAAUGCCAUGAACCUUUUGCGAACUAUUCCCAUUCAAUUGUUGAUCCCGUAUCUGUAUCCGAACUUUUAUUCUUUGCAUAAUAUGCCACCUGAAGCAGGAGAAUUCUCGGAAUCUGGCGUCGUCUUCCCUCCAGCAUUGAACCUGUCCGCUGAAAAGCUCGAACCACAUGGUUGCUAUAUGUUGGAGACUGGUCAGAAUAUCUAUAUUUGGGUGGCCCGGGGUGUUGUACCGCAACUGUGCAUCGAUCUCUUUGACGUUAAAUCGUAUGAAAGUGUGAGAGCUGGAAAGGUCACCCUCCCAGUUUUGGAUAAACCUCUGAACCGAAAAGUCAAUCUUCUCAUUGGCAAGAUCCGCGAGAUGCGCCGCGGCAACUAUUAUCCACAACUCUAUGUGAUCAAAGAAGAUGGUGAUCCAGCUUUAAGAAUGUGGUUCUUGUCGCACCUAGUGGAAGAUCGUACCGACAAUGUCUUGAGUUACCAACAGUUCCUGCAGCAUAUCAAAGAUAGAGUAAGUUCAUGA
Radiomyces spectabilis is the source of this 2325-nucleotide messenger RNA. RefSeq names its product Sec23/Sec24 trunk domain-containing protein. Gene Ontology annotation, biological process: intracellular protein transport; endoplasmic reticulum to Golgi vesicle-mediated transport; COPII-coated vesicle cargo loading. Gene Ontology annotation, cellular component: endoplasmic reticulum exit site; COPII vesicle coat. The transcript has 11 exons. The record is from RefSeq and is a predicted model, not a curated record. The coding region runs from base 1 to 2325 and encodes 774 amino acids. Gene Ontology annotation, molecular function: SNARE binding; zinc ion binding. NCBI's taxonomy places the organism in Eukaryota, Fungi, Mucoromycota, Mucoromycetes, Mucorales, Radiomycetaceae.